Messenger RNA from Postia placenta MAD-698-R-SB12, 826 nucleotides. RefSeq lists its product as hypothetical. Bases 109 to 687 code for a protein of 192 amino acids. Gene Ontology annotation, cellular component: Golgi membrane. The record is from RefSeq and is a predicted model, not a curated record. Gene Ontology annotation, biological process: retrograde vesicle-mediated transport, Golgi to endoplasmic reticulum; protein retention in ER lumen. The transcript is spliced from 6 exons. NCBI's taxonomy places the organism in Eukaryota, Fungi, Basidiomycota, Agaricomycetes, Polyporales, Adustoporiaceae.
CCAAAAUCAAAUUGUACAACGGCGGUCUCUCUCUCUCUCUGAAUACGACGACGACGGCUACGACCCCUCCUUGCUUUUCCCAACCGCUUUCUGUGACUCUAUAGCAAAAUGAUGUCUUCGUCCGAACCAGGAGGGUCCUCUGUUACGGGCCAACUCAGCCAUGCGCAGCGGCAGUAUCAGCAAUUGCUGGACCGCAUCACGCCUUUUGUGUUGUACAGAUGGGUGGGGACGGCCGGGCUGCUCGCGGUGUUCGGCCUGAGGAUUGUGUUCGCGCAAGGAUGGUAUAUCGUGUGCUACGCCCACGCAAUCUACCUCCUGAACCUCCUGCUCGCCUUCCUCCAGCCCAAGUUCGACCCGUCGCUGCAGGACGACCUGCUGGCAGACGAGAUCGAGGGCGGCGGGGAGGACGCCAGCUCCUCGCUGCCCUCGCAGCGCGACGACGAGUUCCGGCCGUUCGUGCGGCGGCUGCCAGAGUGGCAGUUCUGGCUGUCGGCGACGCGCGCGAGCGUGCUAGCGCUCUUCUGCACCUUCUCCGAGGUGUUCGACAUCCCGGUCUACUGGCCGAUCCUCGUCAUGUACUUCUGCAUCCUCUUUGCGCUCACGAUGCGCCGGCAAAUACAACACAUGAUCAAGUACAAGUACAUUCCGUUCGACUUUGGGCGGAAGGUCCGCUACGGGAGCCAUUGACGGGCGUGUAGACCGUGGGACGGCCGGCACCCAUACCCUCGUUAGGUCAUAGCGUACAGGAUUGCGGGGACUACUGUAUAUGUUUGCACAAAUAAUGUUGAAUGCGACAUCUUGUUCGCAUCUGGACUAUGCUUUCGAU